UUGGUGGAAUGAAUGAUGUGCAACAGAAGUAAUAUAAUUAUUUUUUUCUUUUAAAGUAUAUUUUCAAAUAAUUUCCUUCAUAGAUUUUAUAAAAAUGGAAAGCAAGGAUGAAAUCAUGACAUUCUACGGCAGAUGCAAAUGUUGCCUCGAAUACGGCUACAUGAAAAACAUGUGGAAGGAACAAGUUUGGGAAGACGAAAGGGAAAUCUAUGGGGAAAUGUUAAUGGACACGUUUAAUAUUGUCUGGCAGUGUAACACUACUGAGGAAAGUAUUUGCGAAUCUUGCAUCGGGCGGCUGCGAGAUGCUUAUCACUUCAAGAAGGAGGUCAUCUCCUCUCAACAAAUGUUGGAUGAAGGCGUUGCUAAGGAUGAGCUGGCCAUGGAUUACAAGAAUGAUAUGAUGGAGUUAUAUUUAGAGGAAACAUCACAAAGGACUGAUGAUGUUGAACAAGGAGAAGAGGAAGAACCGGCUGAACUUAAAACAGAGUAUGAGAUUGAGUAUCUGGAGGAAGACGCGGACAUUGUAGAGAAGUCGGUGAAGCCACAACUGGACCAGGAUGUGGAUUCCGAUAGCGCAUCGGGCAAGCAACAAACAAACUACAGGAACUACACCCAGGCCGACUUGAAGAAGUGUUUGGACAUGAUCCAGCGGGGCAUGUCUCAGGCUGACGCGGCCAGGAUCUUCAACAUACCGAAGAAGACGCUCAAUGUUAAAAUAAGCAGUUUGAAGAAGAAAUCUGAAACUCCAGCCCGCGAGAAGACGCAAGAAUACCGCGAAAGAGCCGAGAAAUCGCUCAAACUCAUCGAGGAGACACAAACUAUUUUAGAAAUGACCAACACUGUGCCCUUUAAGGUGAAAGCUGCCAGACUCUACUGCGCGUAUUGCUACCUCAAGGGAGGCCACUUCGAAGACGCCGAUGAACUAAGAAGUCACACAUUCGAACACCACGAAACUGAGAGAAUAGUCGCUAUAGAUUCCAUACUAAGACCGUUUUGCCUUAAUGAAAUACUGAGGAUUGAUAUACAUAACCUGUCGUGCGCUGUCUGCAAGAUAAGGCUGCCCGGGUGGAAUGAAAUGUUUCAGCACAUGUACGACGAACACGGGAAACAGUUCGACCAAGCGUACACAAGGCUGAUUCCUUACGAAUUGAGUCACGACUUGCGUUGCGCGCUGUGCGACGAACGCCACACGAACAUCCACUAUUUAGAGUCGCACAUGAACGCGCAUUACAACAACCAAGUUUGUCCGGAGUGCGGGGACACGUUCGUGUCGGUGUCCAGACUAAAAAGACAUAUGGAGAUACACAGUACGGGGUCGUAUCCAUGUGAAUACUGCGAAAAAGUGUUCACGUUGAAGAAGUACAGAGUGAAACACAUAGCGAUGAUGCACAAGCUAGCGAAGACUUUGAAAUGUUUUUAUUGCACCGAGCGUUUCUUUACAGAACACUUGAAGAAUUUACAUAUACGGAAGUGUCAUAAGGAUAAGAUUAAGAUAAUAACUUGUGAGAUUUGCGGCAAGAUGUUUGACUGGCGACCGAAUUACUUGAGUCAUUUGAAGAAGGCGCACACGAAAGUGCAGCGGUAUCAGUGUAAGUUCUGCUUGAAGUAGUUCACGGCGAAGCAUGACUAUAAGUUGCACGAACAGAGGCACCUGGGCACCGGGAAGUAUGUGUGUGUGUUGUGUAACAAGAACUUUGUGACCGGACAAGAGCUGAGGAGCCAUCAGAAGGUCCAUUCUAAGGAGAGGAAGUAGAAAUAGUUGUCUCGCUUUGUUCAAAGCAUUUGUAUACUCUGGUUUAUUCUAUAGUUCCAAGUGAGAAGUGCAACUGAGAGCGUAGAAGUGCAAUGAAGCAACUUUUUAUAGCUAAUAUUCUGAUUCUGGUUGUAAAAUAUAGCUCUCAAGUAGCUCCUUACUUGGUGAUGGGAGAAAAAGAGACGAUAAUACUAUUUGGUAGUGCGUACUUUAUGUAAAUACGUGCUGAUUAUUUUACAAGUAUCACUGACUUAACAAUUGUUUUCGUUGUAAUUUGAUAAAUAAAUUUACAAGUGGAGAAGAGACUUUUUUUUAAACUACCUACACCAAUAAAUUUAGAUUUUUUGGCGAAAAUCCAAACGUUGUGAUUGUGCUUUUCAAAAAUUGAGCUUUAUCAACUAGGGGUUGGAAAUGUGGAUUAUUGAGCUCUGGUUUUCGUCAGCAGCUCUGCCAGCAGGCAAGAGAGCACUCUUCCUCCUGGCUUAAGUAUCGGUUUAACUCAAAUGCCUUAUUUUCCGUUCACGUAGGAAUGACCAAAAAGGUAAUCUAUUUAUUUUAUCAGUCUUCUUCUUGCAGCGUCAUCUUCAAUAAUGAAGGUCGAGAAUCAUCAAUACUAUCUGUACUUUGGGGUAGUUUGGGAGACAGCUCCUCGGAAUAGAGACCGUGUGCUCUUUUUGUCCAAUGGUGUAGGUUUCUAAGCCAUCAUAGUCGUCGUCAUCUAAGCUAUUUUCUGCCCUGGAUUUUACCUUGUAAAAUAAUUGUCAGUCAGUCACUCAGUAACGGAAGAGCUUUUUUAUAUAUAGAGGUGAUAAAAUACGCCCCUGUGGUACUCCACUCAAUAUUUCAACAUUGGAAGACAGCCGACGUUCAUAUCUCACAUUUGUUACCUGUUACCUAAACAGAUUCUGUAUUCUGUUGAAUGUCCUUAUCAUCGACGUUAACCGCAUGCAGGAACUCAAACAGUUUGUCAUAUAGUACUCUAUCAAAGGCCUUCUCUUAAUCUAUGAAACAGACAUGUACGUCGCAAUUUAUAUCCAGGCAUCAAUGUAGUAUGUCCACUAUAUAAAAGUUUGCAAUGUCGGAAAGGGCUAAUAUGAAAAUCUGUUAUAUAAGUUAAAGACCUUGUUGUACUCAUAUAAUGGGAAUAAAAUUUAAAUUCGCUCUUUUAGCAUUAGAAAUGUAAAUAAGGCGUCACUGGUUCUUAGGACUCGAUCUAAAGCCAAACUGACUACGCGAAUCUUCGCAUUUUUUAUAAAGACGCCCAAGACAAGAAGACCUUCAACACGUUACUCAUAGUGACCUGGGAGCACGGCAGUGCCCCGGCCAAGUCGAGACAAGUGAAACGCAAAGGCUUACCUUUUCUCGAAAGAUUUCGCCUUUUUUUUAACCAUCCUCUUUGGUUACAUGAAGCUAAAUAGUUAAAAAUUUUAUGAUGAAUGCCAUCAGUAAAAUCAUUAAAUAUGCAAAGUUUGAAUAUUUACUUCAGAUUUUAUUAGGGUCUAAAAUAGCAAAUUUCUUCACUGACUCACUGAUGAUCAUCAACAUUCUAGGGUCUUCCUGAAGUUCUAGAAAACUGAAAUUUAGUAUGUAAGCUAAUAUUGCUACAGAAAUAACAGACAAAUUAUAAAACCUGACUUUGCCUAAGUUAUCCUCUGGGAAUAGGAGGUGGAAGUUUCUAUGCAUAUAUUACUCUUCACGUGCAGAUUGCAAAAGUCAAUUAAUGGAAAGGCCUUCCAUUAACAUAGGAUUCUUCUUUAAGGCGAUGGUAAGAAAUAUUCGCAUUCGUAUGCGUAAUUAGGUUACAGAUUCCAGAUCCAAUUUAUUAUACGUGUUUCUUUCCUAUUUAUUCAACUAACAAAAUUAACCAAAAUUAUUUUAUGAAAAAUGCUACCAAAUCGAGUGAAAAAGUUGUCAGAUCUCUCGAAACGCACGCAUCACAUAACGCAUAAAUCUUGGCCCUUUAUUAGAUUUGACAUCUUUUUCACCGGGUAUAAGACUCGUCUUGGUACCAUGAAUGAUUCUAGUGGCAUAGAUUUUACUCAUUGAUUAACAUUUCAUAUAUAUAGC
Molecule: messenger RNA, 3820 nt
Organism: Amyelois transitella
Lineage: Eukaryota; Metazoa; Arthropoda; Insecta; Lepidoptera; Pyralidae
Product: zinc finger and BTB domain-containing protein 38
Exons: 5
Coding region: 95-1609 (504 amino acids)
Biological process (GO): regulation of transcription by RNA polymerase II
Cellular component (GO): chromosome; nucleus
Molecular function (GO): DNA-binding transcription factor activity, RNA polymerase II-specific; RNA polymerase II cis-regulatory region sequence-specific DNA binding; zinc ion binding
Source: RefSeq, a predicted model, not a curated record